Molecule: messenger RNA, 1521 nt
Organism: Drepanopeziza brunnea f. sp. 'multigermtubi' MB_m1
Lineage: Eukaryota; Fungi; Ascomycota; Leotiomycetes; Helotiales; Drepanopezizaceae
Biological process (GO): negative regulation of DNA-templated transcription; positive regulation of transcription by RNA polymerase II
Cellular component (GO): chromatin; MSL complex
Molecular function (GO): transcription coregulator activity; histone H4K16 acetyltransferase activity
Source: RefSeq, a predicted model, not a curated record
AUGGCGGGUGGCUCGCAGGAUAAAGACAAUGCUGCGGGACCUCCAGCGCCACGGAUGAAGAGUAGGGCGACGGUGGAUUCUUUGAAGAUCGGCUGUAUUGCCAUGGUGGUGAAAGAUGGCAGACCUCGGAAAGCAGAAAUAUUGAGUAUCAAGGAAACCAAAAGUGGUCGACAAUUCUACUGCAAUUUCGAUAACUUCAACAAGCGUCUUGAUGAGUGGGUUCCCGUGGCUCGCGUCGACUUCACACAAGAUGUGGAGUGGCCAAAUCCCGAGAAGCCCAAGGAAACGAAGAAAGCUGCUGCUCCUGUCGCGAGGAAGACAGUUUCCCAAAAGAGAGGCCAGAAGCGACCUACUAGGACGCGGGAGGCCUCUGUAGCUUCAGAAACCAGUAGCAAUCACCGGCCGUGGGGAGAGCUUCCAGAUUCGCAGAAAGCGACACCUGAUCCGGAGGGAGAAGAGAAGCUUACUCUCGAACUCGAUCUGGACAACACGCCAGGUGCUGAAGACAAUGAUGCCAUGGACGUCGACGAAGCCGUACGAGAAGCCGUAUCAGCGAAAGCAGACCCAGCAGAGCAUUACAGCCGAGAGGAGGAGAUUGAGAAACUUCGAGUUGGAGGCUCCAUGACUCAGAACCAAGCCGAGAUCUCGCGUAUUCGGAACAUCUCGAAAGUCCAAUUCGGUAAAUACGACCUCUUCCCUUGGUACUUCUCGCCGUAUCCGGAAGCCUUUACUCAAGAAGAUGUCAUGUACAUUUGCGAGUUCUGCCUAUGCUACUUUGCCGAUGCCAAGUCAUUUACUCGCCAUCGACACAAGUGUACCCUGCAACACCCUCCUGGAAACGAGAUAUACCGGGACGACUACGUAUCUUUCUUCGAGAUCGACGGCCGUCGUCAACGCAAAUGGUGCCGAAACCUAUGUCUGCUGUCCAAGAUGUUCCUCGAUCACAAGACCCUUUACUAUGAUGUCGACCCCUUCCUGUUCUACGCCAUGGCGGCCAGAGACGAGAAAGGUUACCACCUGGUUGGGUACUUCUCUAAGGAAAAGGAGAGCGUUGACGGAUAUAACGUCGCUUGUAUUCUAACCCUCCCCCAGUUCCAAAGAAAGGGUUACGGUCGCCUUCUCAUUCAGUUCUCCUACGAACUCUCUAGCAUUGAGAACAAGCUUGGCUCUCCCGAAAAACCCCUGUCCGAUCUUGGUCUCCUCUCAUACCGACAAUAUUGGACCGAGAACCUGGUCGAAGUGUUACUCGCUCAUAAUGCGAAAGACGAGAAGGUUAGCAUCGACAGUCUAGCCAACACGCUGGCUAUGACGGCUCAGGAUGUCGAGAGUACGUUGCAAGCUCUGCAGAUGCAGGUGUAUCACAAGGGCGAGCACAAGAUCAUUCUUCCGACGCAUCUCAUCAAACGUCACGAGGCCAUGAAGGAGAAGCAGAAGACGAAGCCGAAGAGAGUCAUCAAUCCUGAUUUGAUACAGUGGAAGCCACCGGUAUUUGCUGCAAGCUCACGGUCCUGGGCUUGGUAG